UGAUGUCAGCCUUGUCCUCCCCUCCUCCCCCUGGAUGCAGGCAGAUGUCUCCACCCUCAUUCUGGAUGCUGCGGUACCCGCUGGAUGUGAAGGUUGUCCCAAAAGAAACAAAACUCCCUCUCUGGAUAGAAAGAACCCAUUCUUUAUGAGACAGCUCCUCUGAUGAAGGACUCUAGUAUCCAUGGGUAGAGACUUUGGCCACUUUCUUCGCCAUGACAAUGAUUCUUGGUGACUAGCUCCAAGCUCGGUCAACAUUUCCAUUGAGUUAGAGCCUUCGGGACUGAUCACAAGAUGCUGACCUCUAGAAAAGCCCUCAUCAGCAACCUGAAUUAUGUCCACCUGCAGCAUGUGUCUCUUGGGGUUCACCUGUCGAUGCGGCCUGAAAUGAUGGAAGGCCCGGUGGGUCAGGGCACGGGUCUAAAAGAUGUGCCUGCCCAUCAACACCACUAUAAAGACACUUCAGAUAUGGUACUGGUGGACGCCAAUUCCAAUGAUCCAACUGUGCCAUGCCAGUGCUGUGACCAUCAUUCCAGCCAUGCAGAGACCAUAAAGUACAGGUCAAAUGAGAAUCUGGAGACCAUUAUGUGUGAUGAUUAUCUGUCUCCAGAUGAGCUGCCACUUAGCCCCCUCUCUCCGUCAUGUCCAUCGACAGACAGCAGCAGCUCUUCCGAUUUCACGUUGGAUGAUUCCCCAGUGUCUAUAUACUACAAGGAGUAUGCUCAAGAUGGCCUGGAAACACCAGACCAGCAGCCGGACAUUAUUCCUCUUGAUGUGGAGACAGAGAACUCACCUUUUCCUGCCCUCAAUGACUCCAUAGAUGCUUCACACCCAACGGCCAACAAUGCACUGGCUUCUGAGUUGAGGGCAAAGAUGCCAGAGAACACAAUCAACAACAACAUGGAUAUGGAAGAUGUCCCAUUCAUUGACUGGAGCUCAGAUACGGACUUAGACAGCAAUUGCAAUGCCUUCCCAGACAUUCAGCAACCUGGUCAACUAUCAAUGUGUUAUGCCUACGUGGAUGUGGAUGCCAUCGUGAGUCCAAAGCCUCAACCAGACACUGUAGAAAAAGAGGACAUUGCCAAUGCAAACCAAACAAGUGUUCCCCAAUGGCCUUUGGAUGGAGACCUUCUUCCAAGCCUCUCUGCGCCAGAAGAUUCUUCUACAGAAACCCCAAAGAAGACGAUCACCUCCUUCCAUGAACUUGCCCAAAAAAGGCGGAAGAGCGGGGGUCUUCCACAGCCGAAGAAAGACAAAAGCGAUUGGCUUAUAGUUUUUUCUCCCGAUGUUGAGCACCCGCCUGUCAAUGAACUCACAGCCUCAGCUUUCUACCAUGGGCUGGUGAUGCCCCAAGCUCAACCUCUACCAGAAGGAAAAGAGGUCACCACCUUCAGGGAACUGAGAUAUCGCAAUUCUGUCAACAAGCAAAUCAGUCAACAGGCAAAAGCUCCCAGCACCGUGGCCAAGGGGCCCCAAGAUUCAGCUGAGGGGGUCACAGACCCUGCAGAGGUACAGCUAAAAACAGAGUUGCAAAAAAGUUCCCCUUAUUUCAUAGACAAGAGGAACCUCCAAGACUCCACGAGAGAGAGCGAUGAGCGGGAACAAGGAUUACAAGAGGGCAACAACGGGCCAGUGAGGGGAAUUCAGAAACCCGAUAUGAAGCUACAGCUGGACACACCGGAAGCCCCACAUAAACUGUGGGCACGAAAUGAUCACCGACCCGGCACACUGUCAGCCAUGACGGUGAAGAUGGGGAAGCAAUGUCCACCCAUAUCCAUCAACAACAUGUACACCAGAAACGAGGACAACAUGGCUGGGGUGCACUGGCGAGGAAUGGCAGACGGUGGUGACCGCAGGGGCCUAGAAGUGUUUGGUGCUCCACAACCUUCUAGGCUCUUCCUCCGGCUCUCAACUAAUCUGACUCCGCCCCCUGCUCUACUACCACUUGGCUCCGCCCUGGAGGUUCCCCGUUGCUUUGCCCUGUCCCCGCAGCCCUGGUGUCCCAGACUUCCUGCCCGUCUGUCCCCUGUAGGGGCCUCUUCUCCCCCACAGCGAGCGCUGCUCCCCCUACUGGAGUCCCCAGAUGUGGCCAUCCUUCUGUCCCCUCUCUUCCCUAGGAUAAGGAGCCGAGAGACGAGGCCAUCGCGGGCCCCCACUGCCGACUCGCCAGACACAGGUGGCGUGGGUGAGCCGCUGAUGGCGGAUGGGGCCGGAGACACCCUACUGCGUGAUAAGAAAAGUCUCCUCAUCGCCAUUGGCUCAUCCGUGGACAGAAUUAUCUCCCAUUUCAAUGGCAGUAGAAACCAAGUGCAGAAGGCACAAUUGGGUGACAGUCGCCUGAGUCCAAAGCUCGGCUACCUCAUCCUUAACAGCCUGUGCCCCGCACUCUUCUCCCUGCUUGGCGAUGGAUUGAAGCCCUUCCAGAAGGAUGUCAUCAUUGGCAGGAGAAGACUGAGUCCCUGGAACCUGGUGGAGGCCUCAACAAAAUCAGGCCCCGAGUCCCUUCACUUUCUCUUCUACAAUGUCAGCCAGUACCAGCAGCUCCGAGACCCACAGAGGAGGUUUAACGCUUUCAUCUUUGGCCUCCUGAAUACCAAACAGCUGGACAUCUGGGUCUCCUUCCUCCAUCUGAUUUAUGAUCAACUGUCAGUCUUCUUUCUCCCUACGGGAUUCCUUCCACUGGCUGCUACUUCCUGUCCUGAACUGCGGGAGGAAUUGCUGCUGACCUUACAGCCUCUGUCUGCUCUGACCUUCCACACCGACCUUCUGUUUGAGCAUCAUCACCUCCCGCUUCAAGACCCGCCAACCCCUCACAGUCCUUCGACUCCGGCCGACAACUGGGGCGUCCCACCAUUUCAGCAUAUCCUAGACUUGGGUGGCUGGCUUGCACAUAACCUCACCGGAAAUGCAGAUAAAGAAAAGCCAAAGGAAAGCCAAACCCAGUUGCAGUCUCCAUGCUUUUCCAGUAGUGACCCCAAGCAUGAUGGGGCCGUUUGUUAUAAAGACUGCCCAAAGGACUCACUCUAUAAAAACCAGCAACGUGUGUCCCCCCCUGGUGCAGGGAUAAUGACUAGUACAGAAACCCAACAAGGUGCAACCUCCAAGGCCAAAGACUCUAGCACUACUUGGUGGGGACAGCUAAGCCAGGCUUCUCGCCAGUAUAUUCCUGCAAAUAAGGAUUCCUUUGCCUUUGCAUCCUUCAGAAAGCCAAGGGGGGCUCCUGACAAACAACAGAGCCAGCUUGAACAACAAUUGCCCUCCAAAGUAGGAGAAUGCACAGAGCAAAGACUUCCUGAGCAACCACAUUGUGAGAGAGACUGUAAGAAGACAACAAAUGGGACUGAGACAAUGGGAAUGGGAAUGAGACAGCCCAGGCAGAGCUCCAGAGAUCCGACGGCAGCUAAUAUUUCAGGAAGUGAAGAUACAACACCAAGACAAGGAGGUCCUACUCAGUGCAGACAGCCUGUCGUUGUGAAUGGGGGUCGCCCAACUCCAUGUCAAACCCCGGAGGAGAAGGGCGGCUGGUUUGGCCAGCUAUUUGGGACAAGUUCUGCUCAUAGCCGUGAUUUGGAGGGAAGAAGUGUAAAAUCCAGACGCCCCUCCAGCUGGUUGCCUCCAAAUGUGAACGUUCUGAACCUCAUCCGUCUUCUGUCCACACCUGAGCCAGAACAAGUCUUCCCUGCAGAGCAAGAGGAGAGGCACCAAAGCGACCGCAAGUCAGAGAGGUCUCUCCGAGCUAUGUGCGAUCACGCCGCCUCCGGUGAAGCUCAGCUAAGCUUUAAGAAAGGAGACGUCUUGCAGUUGCUGGGAACGGUGGAUGAAGACUGGAUCCGCUGCAGGCGAGGGAGCGAUAUGGGCUUGGUGCCGGUGGGGUACACUUCACUAAUCCUUUGAUUGACUUUUCUUCGAGGGGGGAAACAUGAAAAACCCCCAGUUGUCUCAUUAGCCUGAAUCCCCUUCACAGUAUUCUGCCCCUCUUUUUUCCCCCACUCCUUGCAAAUGCCUUGAUAUCCUUCUAGUGCUAUAGUAAACCAAGUUAAAAGUGCAAGCUCUUCAGCCAAA
Nanorana parkeri is the source of this 4059-nucleotide messenger RNA. RefSeq names its product RUN and SH3 domain containing 1 (gene RUSC1). The record is from RefSeq and is a predicted model, not a curated record. The transcript has 11 exons. The coding region runs from base 292 to 3891 and encodes 1199 amino acids. Gene Ontology annotation, molecular function: protein binding. Gene Ontology annotation, cellular component: cytoplasmic vesicle. Lineage: Eukaryota; Metazoa; Chordata; Amphibia; Anura; Dicroglossidae.